Messenger RNA from Drosophila subobscura, 2396 nucleotides. Its product is annotated as nascent polypeptide-associated complex subunit alpha, muscle-specific form. The coding region runs from base 148 to 2181 and encodes 677 amino acids. The transcript has 3 exons. Lineage: Eukaryota; Metazoa; Arthropoda; Insecta; Diptera; Drosophilidae. The record is from RefSeq and is a predicted model, not a curated record.
CUGCUCUGCUCGGGAGCAAAAACGCGUACAAUUUUUCAACCGCAUUUCAGUUGCUCGAAAAACUUUGCACGGAACAAAAGCACAAAUCGCACGCGGCAGAAACAGACCAACAAAUAAAAAGCACAGCUAAUAAACCACCAAACAAACAUGUCGCAUACGCCACUGAAGCGACUGAGUGGCAGCCUGGUUGUGGUCCUGCUGCUCCUGGCCCUAACCGCAGAUGAUGUGCAGGGCAAGCGCUGGUUUGGCGGCGGCGGCAGCAAGAGCCGCAGCUCCAGUUCCAGCAGCUACUCGCCGCGACGCACUUCCUCCUCCUCAUCCACGUCGCAUUCACACGCGAAUCCCUCGUACUCGCACUCGGACAUCAGUCGCCUGAGCUAUGGCGGCGGCACCCAAUCGCAGCCCAGUAAAGUGAGCAUGGGUCAGUCCCAGGCAAGUCACAGCUCCGCACCGAUUGGAUGGAAUGUGCCCAAGGCACAGGGUCCGCCGCCCGCAUACUCCGCCAGCAAUCCGGCCGGCGGAGCACACACCAACAUCCACGAGCGUCCGCCUGCAUACAAUCCGGCCUACAAGCCGGCAGCACCGCCCAGCUACGCGGCGGCCACCAACACCCACAGCAACAGUCCCAGCAGCAGCAGCUACAACGCAAAUUCCCGACCAGCAGGAGCAGCCACCGGAGCUGGAGCUGGAGCUGGCGCUGGAGCGGCUAGCUCCCACUACACACCCGCAUCGAAUUAUAGACCCAGAGCGAACUCCACGGGCGGUGGCUUUGGCAGCGGCUAUCACACACCCAUCUCGGCCAGCAGUGCGCACAAUGUGCAGUCCAGCUAUCCGCGUCAGCAGGGACAAGUGCCACAAGGAGCCACCUACUAUCCGGCAGGACAAGUGCCCGCGGGCGCCACCUACCAUCCGGCAGGACAAGUGCCGGCGGGAGCAUCGUAUCACCCGGCUGGGCAGGUGCCGCAUGGCGCCACCUACUAUCCGGCAGGACAGGUGCCAGCGGGCGCCAGCUAUCAUCCGGCAGGCCAAUAUCCUGCGGGUGGCAGCUAUCAUCCGGCAGGUGCCACUUACCACAGUCCCGGACAGAUUCCCCAAGGAGCCACCUACUAUCCGCAGGCACCCAUGGGCGGUGGCCUGCCGCCGGGUGCCACCUUCCUGCCCGCAGGUGGAGCCCUGCCCGCUGGUGCCACCUACUACCCACAGGCGCCACAAAAGUCUGGCUCAGGUUUCGGAUUGGGCACUGGCCUCAUUGCUGGCGCUCUGGGCGGUGCCAUUCUGGGUCACGCCCUGACGCCCACUCAAACGAGAGUCGUGGAGCAUGCCCCUUCAUACUCGGGCGGUGGCGGCGGCGGCGGCGGCGGCGGUGGCGAGGACAAGAUCAUUAUUAUCAACAACGGACCACCGGGAUCCGUGACCACCAGCGAAGUGGGAUCGGGCACAACGGUCAUCAACGCGGGAGGAGUGCAGCAACCAGCCGGUUAUGCCGCGCAGCCAGCGGCUCCGUUUGCACCUGCACCACAGGUACCGGGCGGCGCACCAUUGGCGCCGUUAGCUCCGAUAGCUGCAGCACCACAGGCACAAGCAAUUCCUGGAGCAACAGCUGCUGAUCCGACUGCCGCUGUGGCUGCUGUUGCCGCUCCCGCUCUCGCUGCUGCUGGAGCACAGCCGGCAGCUGCGGCUGAUCCAAAUGUGCCCGCUCCGCCCGCUGAUCCCAAUGCACCACCUGCUGCUGGUGGAAUCAUCUGCGUGCCAGUGAAGGUGCCCGAACCGGAUCCAACUGAUGCCACAAAGACCAUUGAAGUGGAGAAGAUCGCCUGCUAUCCAGCACCGCCGCCAGAAGCGGCGCCUGUGAAUGGAACGGCUCCUGCUGUCGAGGGUGCAGUGCCUGCCCCAGCUUCCGUCUCCAAUGUGGCAGCCGCAGUUACCCAAUCGCCCGACGGCGCUCAUCUUGCACCAUUCCAGCCGACGACGCCCUUCACCGUGCCCGAGGGCUCGGUGCCAUUGGCUCCGCUUACGCCGGGCGCCAAUCCCGAUAUCAUGAAGAUGCCGGGCCUCACAUCGGCUCGUCUCUCCGCAGAGUCCGGACUGAAGGAUGCGCACAAUGUGGCGGACAAUUCCUUCACGCACUUCAGUCUCGUCUCGACGCUGAUGACCCUCCUGGUGGCCUACUGUCUCCACUAAGGGAUCCACAGGGGGGGGCAAACCGAAAAGCUUUUCCCUAAAUUAUUGCCAGACUAUCGGACACGAGCUGUGCCUUCCCAUAUAUGUAUCUAACCCCCCCAACAGUCGGUUCUCUUUAUAUACUUUGUAAACAAAUCGAAUUUUUGAUAUAUACUCGUACGCGUAGUUCUGUUAGACCUCAAGUAAACCACCAAUAAAAGUAUCCUAAACAGGAA